Messenger RNA from Melanaphis sacchari, 1720 nucleotides. RefSeq lists its product as uncharacterized. Lineage: Eukaryota; Metazoa; Arthropoda; Insecta; Hemiptera; Aphididae. The transcript has 9 exons. Gene Ontology annotation, biological process: synapse organization. Gene Ontology annotation, cellular component: neuron projection membrane. Bases 457 to 1560 code for a protein of 367 amino acids. The record is from RefSeq and is a predicted model, not a curated record.
GACUCUCGUCUCGUGUUUCCUAAAAACGGUUUAAUCCGAAACCGCCGCCGCCGCCCCCGAGAUUUUCCUCGGGUCCGUCUUCGGGGCAAGAGGGUCGAACAAUAAAUUAUUAUUACCGCGUCCGACGACAGUUGUUCGUCACCGUUCACCGUACAGGAAUAUCGUUCGGUGCGUGCGCGGGCGACGCGUGUCCGAGUGUCUGACAGCGGAUCACUGUGGUCCGCCGAUCGCGCUUUGGCCGCGGCCAGUCGUCGGCGACCGAGCGCGGUACUGUGCAGUGUUAGGAAUCUUCGCCGACGGAGUUUGUGCGGGUGACCGACGACGACGACGACGAUAACACAUCACCGGUGUAAUUAUUAUUAUGUCGAGGGCUUGAACUGCCGCCCGUCCGUUCGUCGCGACAGUGUGAUAUAGGCACACGCGAAGCGUCUCUGUCUCGCAUCGACAACGCAGAAUAUGGAAACAAUAUUUGGUGUACACAUUCGGCUUCAUAUUGCAGCAGGAAUUUUGCUAUCUAGCUAUUUAAUUAUAGCUCAAACAUCAUCUCUUCGAAACGAAAAUACUACAAGUUAUAGUGGUAACACAAUUACAGAUGCAGAAGAAGAGACGGAAAAAAUUAGUCCAUUUUGGUCGUUUAAUGAUUCCGUUGAUUUGACAAAAUAUGAGCAAUUUGAUCAUCAACGUUUUAUUGAGACUGUAUUGGAUCCUGAAUUAGUUCAACCGACAACAUCUACUGUGCCAAAAAUAAAGACACCUUCACAUACAAGACGGAGAAACUACACUAAAAUUCAACAACCAAUAUCUCCUCCAGUUUUUGAGGGCCCGGCAAUGUCCAAUGUGACAGCUAGAUUGGGCGAAAGCACGUUUUUAUAUUGCACAGUUCAAAACCUGCAACAAAGACCGGUAUCUUGGGUUCGUCGCCGAGAUUGGCAUAUAUUAAGUUCUGGUGUUUUUAUGUAUACAAAUGAUGACAGAUUUCAUGUAAUGCAUGCAGAUAACGCAGAUAAUUGGGAUUUACAGAUCAAAUAUGUACAAAAGAGAGAUGCUGGUUCAUAUGAAUGUCAAGUGGCAAUGGGAACGGGUAUUGCUUCGCAUUACUAUAACUUGGAUGUUAUUGUACCAACGGCUCGAAUUUUAGGAAGAGAAGAGUACCAUAUUGGAAAAGGAAGUACAAUAAACCUCAUAUGUGUAAUAGAAAAUGGAUCAUCGUCAACAAGGAAUGUAGUUUGGGUUCAUAAUGGAAUUCCUAUAUAUAAUAUUAAAAAUAAUAAGAAAGAUGAUCCUAGUCCAAUUAUGGUAACUACUGAAGUCAUACAACCUGACAAUACCAUUCAGAGUAGGUUAUUUAUUCGAGGGGCAUCUCCGUCAGCUUUGGGAAAUUACACAUGCACAGCACCAUACACCGAACCUGACACGGUCAAUGUUUAUGUGAGCGAAGAAGGUGACAAUAUCGCUGCAAUUCAAAGACAUGGAACUUCAUCGAGUGCAUCUUGUACUUGUAUAAUACAUAUUGGAUUCCCGAUGAUAGUUGUAUUUCAGAGAAUUGUCAAGUUCUUUUGAAAUGAAUAAUAAUUGUGUACAUAAUCAUAUUAAUCUGAUUUGGAACAAGCAUUGUGAAUAAAAUAGUUGCAAAGUCAUACAAUAAUGAUUUAUUGUUAAUCUUCUGCUGAAUUACAGUUUCUGAGUUAUCGUGAAUAUAUUUAUAAACACAAGUAUUAAU